AUGAUGCAUCGGUACAAACACUUGUUUGCGGUCAUCCUGCUGGUUGCCGUGCUGUCGAUUCCCGCGGCGCAUUCUGCAUGCUUCCCGGCUUCCGAGCGACGAGCGCUCCGCACAGACCUCGAGCCCAUCCGUCUGGCGUACGGCAGCUGGGACGGCGCCAUUGUCGACAACAUCCUGGCCACCAUCCUGCUUGAGGAGAAAUUGGGCAUUCCGGCGGAAAUCAUCGACCUCGCGGGCAUUUCGGACGAGAACGUCAUUGAAAAGCUGGGCCUUGGCGAGGUCGACGCCUACAUGGAGUUGUGGGGCCUUGAUGAUGUGCUGGACGACUACAUUGCUCUCAAAACCGUGCAAAACCUUGGGCCUCUUGGCUUUGUUGCUCGCUUGGGUUGGUACAUCCCCGACUAUGUGGCCAAUAUUAGCCGCUCCAUGACCAGCUACGACGCGUACUACUUUGCCGAAACGGUCGAAAUCUUCCAGCGAGAAACCAUCAACUCGUCGGCCACGACGGGUGACACGCUGACGUCGUUGAGCGUGGCCGAUUCCGUCGAUGACACCCUGAACAGCGACGUGUGCAACCCAAGCAAUGGAUCUGCAACGCUGCAGGACUGUCACGACGCCCUCUCCGCCCUGGUGGAGCAGGUGCGCGAAACCUACCGCCUGCAAGAAAACAACACUCAGCUCAUCACCUUCUGGACGCCUCCGCCGUACUGGUUGCCGCUGGACGAGACCAUUAUUCGGAAUCUUGGCCUCCCGUUCAACGCGACUGUCAUUCCCAUGCUUCCCGAAGAAGCCGACGACGUCGAGUCUGCGAUUGUGCGCAAUAUUCACGAGGCGUACGCCGCCCGCAAGCCCUUCAUUACGUACUUUUACAAGCCCCACUCCAUCUUCUCGUCCAUUUCUGGGGUUGGGCUUCGUCGAGUUACGCUCCCCGAGUACACUGAAGUGUGCGCGACUUUGGGCGACGGAUACAACUGCGACUACCCCGCAGAAGUUGUCAAGAAGGUGGCCUGGGCGGGCUUGAAACAAAAAAACUCGGUCGCCUAUUCGUUCGUCAGCCAGUUCUCGUACACAGAGUACGCGCAGCAGGACAUUGUUGCUGCGUCGGUUUACCAGAACAAGACCUUGGAAGAGGCCACGUGCGCGUGGUUGUUGAACAAUCGGGCGGUUUGGGAGAGCCUGUUGCCCGACCCAGACUCGCUCGUCACCCCAACAGAAACCGCCCCAGCUGCCCGCAUCACCAUGUUCACUCUCGCCGGCCUUAUUGUGCUGAUUUGCUUGAUUAUGGGGCUGAUGACUUGGCAUUUCCGCCGCAUCCGCAUCAUUCAGUCGGCCAGCCCCACAUACCUGCUGCUCAUCUUGUUUGGCGCUGUCAUGUCCAUGCUCUGGAUCUUCCUCGACUACUCGGACGACCCAAGCACCGCCCAGUGCACGGCGCGUGUCUGGAUGCGCCACCUGGGCUUUAGCAUCAUGUUCUCGGCGCUCUUCCUCAAGACAUACCGAAUUGCGCGCGUGUUCAAGGCGACCGUCACCAAGUCUUCACCUCUGAAUGACCGUCGCCUGUUCUACCACUUUUUGCAGAUGAACGCGGUCGUCAUCCUCAUUCUCAUCAUCUGGACUGUCGUGAAUCCCCCGCACGCCGAGCAGCUCAUCUCUGGCAACGAAAGCUACUUGGUGUGCAACAUUAACUGGUGGGACAAUGCCAUGUACAUCCUGGAGGUUGUUGCUCUCGGAGGCCUUGCCGUGGUUUGCUUCAGCGUCCGCAAGGCGCCCUCGGCGUUCAACGAAUCCAAGUUUAUUGCCCUGUCUGUCUACAACUGGCUUGUGGUGGCGGUUAUCUUGCAAAUCAUCCUGCGUGCCACAAAGGGCAACGCCACCUUCUUUUUCAUUAUCGAAUCGCUCGAGGUCUUGCUGACAGUCCCGAUCAUUGUCGGUCUGCUGUUGGUGCCCAAGCUCUACCUGACCCUGAAAGGAAAGGGCGGUGAGGUGAGCACGAGCAGCUACCGCGCCAACUCCACCCCUCGUCAGCACAACCACACCCCGUCUGGCGAGCCCUCGUCGGCCAAGCAGAGGAGGGACAUUGAAAUGUCUUCUGGCAACGGAUCCGAUACUGCUGGCGAGCAAAACAACAGCCCGAAGCGCAGCAGUUCCAUCGAACCUGCGCCGGCUCCCAGCAGCAAAGCCGAUCUGAAGGAGAUGAAUGCGCUGCGUACUGAAAAUGCCCGCUUGCUCAAGGAGACGGAAGCAAUGCGCCUUCAACUCAUGCGCAUGAACAAUCCCCACGCAUCGUCAUGA
This is a messenger RNA of Capsaspora owczarzaki ATCC 30864, 2292 nucleotides long. RefSeq lists its product as hypothetical. Gene Ontology annotation, molecular function: transmembrane transporter activity; G protein-coupled receptor activity. The coding region runs from base 1 to 2292 and encodes 763 amino acids. Gene Ontology annotation, cellular component: ATP-binding cassette (ABC) transporter complex; membrane. Lineage: Eukaryota; Filasterea; Ministeriida; Capsasporidae. The transcript has 6 exons. Gene Ontology annotation, biological process: transmembrane transport; G protein-coupled receptor signaling pathway. The record is from RefSeq and is a predicted model, not a curated record.